Molecule: messenger RNA, 2597 nt
Organism: Esox lucius (northern pike)
Lineage: Eukaryota; Metazoa; Chordata; Actinopteri; Esociformes; Esocidae
Exons: 2
Coding region: 561-1787 (408 amino acids)
Source: RefSeq, a predicted model, not a curated record
ACUGUUGUCUUUAAGGACACAAAUAGCCUAAAUAAUGUUUUCUUCUACUAAGGCUAAAUUGACAACGAAGUGAAGGGCAAAUAUCUUCACAAUCUAGCAAGUCGCUGCAAAGGACAAUGAACUGUGUGCGCGUUCACCGGGAGGGGAUUCUUGCAGGGGGCGGUUUUCGGCUCAAAAACUGUACAGAAUCUGAUCGGUGGAUGUGCUCCGUCUUUAUUCACUUUCCUAUUCACUUAACCUACCAGGUAGCAGGUUUGGUUCCGAUAAAUUUUGGAUGUAAGGGUUUCUGAUUAGGAUACACUUCUUGCAUUCUUGUUGGAGCCGAAAAACCAGAGUAGAAGUACAAGAACUCCACACGUCCCUAGCAAGAGCUGAGAAGAUACACAUGUUCGUCAAUUGCAGACAAGGUCCAACCAAAGCUAUCAGUUAUUGACACACCAAUGUAAAUAUGACUCUUCCCAUGAAGGCAGCUAUCAGAGGACCAGCAUAAUAUAUCACCAUCUUUUGAUGAGAGGAUAUAAGGCACUUAAGAUGGAAGAUUCAGACUUGUCUGAGACUAGAUGACCGUCUGGGUGUCUCUGGAUGUUGAGGAGAUCCUUGACUAUUGGAGAUUUGACCCUGUCAGCAGCCCUGGAGGUUUCAAUAGAGAAGCUGGAGAUCCAGAUACAGUUCUAGUCAGUAACAAGACAACAACAGCCAUGAUGAGGGAUGUUCUUGUGUUUCCUAUAGCCUCACCAAUAGAUUUCUCCAAUGGAGGAUGUGAGCCAAGAUACCUUCAGAGAAAACCUACAGGGACAAAAUGCAGUGCUUUCACAACCUUUCACAGUAUAUCCAAAGAACAGCAGCAUUCAAAGUUUAUUAAAAAGAUUGAAUUAGAUUUUUCUCAGUGUAAAAGUGAGAAUAAGUAUGAUUGUACUGCAAUGAAAGAGGAUCUUUUUUGGGCAUUUUAUUCUCAGUUUAAAUCAGACAUGAGUCAAGUUAAAACAAAUAUCCAGUUUAAAAAAGAGUCUUUCCCAAAUGCCAGUGUGGGUGUCAAAGCUGUCAAAGUUGAAUCUGAAAUAAAAGUUGAGGAUCCUAUUUGGGCGUGCUAUUUUGCUAAACAGGAAAAGGGGGUUCGUAAUGUUGAGGAACCUGUAGGUUUUCAGAUUGUGGCUACCAAGAGUCGAUCCAGAUCUGGUCCUGGCUUAUCAACUUCAAAGGAAAAUGCUGUUCAGCCGACUCUGACUGAGAGAUGUGAUCAAGAUAAAAAUGAUUACCCAAUCACACCUUCUGAGGUGUUAAAGACUCUACAGCAAAGUGGUAAAAACGCCACUGUGAACCAGAAUGUAAAACAGGGAACAGUGGAUGAGAAAAAUGAAGAUCCCAUAUGGGCUAAUUAUCAUAUGCAUGAAGGACGAAAAGAGUGGAAUCCAAAAUAUGAACAUUUGACACUUCUGCUUCCAUCACCAAUAGAAACGGAUCAGCCUUUAACCUCAGAGGAAAUGCUGUCAUUGAUUGGGAUUAGACAACCCAUCUGUAAAGUAGCAAUGCCUUCAUCCAUAGUAGAGUAUGAACAAACUAUGACCUCGGACACAGCAGGACCAUCUCAACCCAUUUCACACCAGUCCAGCAAAAAGCAAAUGCUUGAGAGAGAACCUGGUAGCCAUUCAGGCCUGGUUUCCCAAUCAAACACAUCCGAACCAUCAGUACCGAUGCCAGAUACAUGUAAAAGACAUCCAACCGCUCCAUCAAACAUUAACAAAAAAAGUCCUGCUGAUACAGUUUCAUACAUUUAUAAAUGUCUGUAAUGUGAUAUGUCAAAUGUUUCACAUCAGCAAGAUGAGGGGAAACAUCCAGCUAAUGCUGUAAAGGGAACGAUAAAAGAUAAAGACAAACCCUGUUGUUUGUAAAGCAUCAUAUGCAAUUCAUGCAAAGUUAAUGUAUCACAGAGAAAAGCACAUCAGUGGCUCAAAAUGCCCUGAGUGUGAUGAGCGUUUUGUGUCAGAAAAUAACUUACAACUUCAUAUGCCGACACAUUCUAAAGAAAAGCCUUUUUCUUGCAAGGAAUGUGGAAAAUCGUAUCGCCUCCCUGGUCAGUUUAAUGAACACAUAAAUAGUCGUCCCAGUAGUGAGAGGGACAUUUUCUGUCCAGGGUGUGGCAAGUGUUUUAGGGUCAAGACCUUUCUUGACAUUCACAUGAACAUGCACACAGGAAACAGACCAUAUCAGUGCACAGAUUGCAAGGCUUCCUUCAAAACCCCCUCAGCUCUGAAUGCACACAAGACUAUUCACACAGGUUAGAAGCCAUAUUCCUGCCCUCAGUGUGGCAUGUGUUUUCGUCUGAAAGACUUUCUUAAUAAACACCUGUCCACACACUCUGCCGGCAAAGGAACAGUGAAGAAGUCAGGGGAAAACCAAUCCAAGAGGAAGAAGGAGCAGUCAGACACUGAGGAGGACUCAGACUCCAUGUCAGACCCAGACUUUUCAUCUGACUCCACCCCUCAAACCCCCACCUCCAGACAGACCAGGAGUCAGAGGAAACCCAAACAGGUGGAGAACUGAAGGGGCUUGGAAGGCUGUUGUAACACUUUGUAACCUUAUAAUAUGUUUAUUUUUGU